Molecule: messenger RNA, 408 nt
Organism: Neopelma chrysocephalum (saffron-crested tyrant-manakin)
Lineage: Eukaryota; Metazoa; Chordata; Aves; Passeriformes; Pipridae
Product: DNA-binding death effector domain-containing protein 2-like
Exons: 1
Biological process (GO): extrinsic apoptotic signaling pathway via death domain receptors; apoptotic process
Cellular component (GO): nucleolus
Molecular function (GO): DNA binding
Source: RefSeq, a predicted model, not a curated record
UCUAUACUGGUGUGUUUUACAGACAUCCGUCUCCGUGUCCGUGCCGAGUACUGCGAGCACGAGCGCGCCCUCCGUCGCGGUGUCGCCUCGAGCCGUCCCCGCGGCCCCGGUCGCGCCCUGGACGUGUUCGGCCAGGCCUCGGGGGUGCUGAAAUCCCGGGAUUUGGGCUCCAUCCUGUGCGACAUCAAGUUCUCGGAGCUCUCCUACCUGGAGGCCUUUUGGGGCGAUUACCUGAGCGGGGCCCUGCUCGAGGCCCUCAAGGGGGUUUUCCUCACCGAGGGGCUGCGCAGGGCCGUGGGCAGGGAGGACGUCCGGCUGCUGGUCAGCGUCGACCAGGACGACUACGAGCAGGGAAGGAGGCUCCUCAUCAGGGCCGGCCAGGGGGGGAACUGGGGGGGCAAUCGGGGG